Melospiza georgiana is the source of this 3942-nucleotide messenger RNA. RefSeq names its product RALY RNA binding protein like (gene RALYL). The record is from RefSeq and is a predicted model, not a curated record. Gene Ontology annotation, cellular component: nucleus. The coding region runs from base 300 to 1268 and encodes 322 amino acids. Gene Ontology annotation, molecular function: RNA binding. NCBI's taxonomy places the organism in Eukaryota, Metazoa, Chordata, Aves, Passeriformes, Passerellidae. The transcript is spliced from 11 exons.
CUGGGUCCGCGCCCGGCGCCGCCGCUGCGCCCUCCCGGCUGCGAGUCCGCCCGGCUCCGGAUCACGUGGCGGUUGCCGGAGGCAGAGACUAGAGAGGAGAGAAAAAAAAAGCGCCUCAUUCCUUCUUCCACCGCCAUACUGUAUUUUAUAGUAACUCUCAUUUUUAUUCCUCCCUUUUACUCCCGCUCGUGGAAGGUUUUCCUGGAGAAUGAAGUGCGGUUUGGUUUCCUUGUCAACGGAAGAUGAAGUGAACAACUGAACAUCUCCCCAGUGCAGGUUUAAAGCCAAGUGAUCCAACCAUGACUGGCAAAACACAGACGAGCAAUGUCACCAAUAAGAACGACCCAAAGUCCAUCAACUCCAGAGUCUUCAUCGGUAAUCUGAACACAGCUAUUGUCAAAAAAGGCGACAUCGAAGCAAUCUUUGCAAAGUACGGGAAGAUCGUGGGCUGCUCGGUGCACAAAGGUUAUGCCUUCGUACAGUACAUGAGCGAGAGGCACGCCAGAGCCGCCGUGGCGGGAGAGAACGCCAGAAUCAUUGCGGGGCAGCCGCUAGAUAUCAACAUGGCAGGAGAACCAAAACCAUACAGACCAAAACCUGGCAACAAGCGGCCACUUUCAGCACUUUACAGACUUGAAUCAAAGGAGCCUUUCCUGUCCGUUGGUGGUUAUGUCUUUGAUUAUGACUACUACAGAGAUGAUUUCUACAAUCGGUUGUUUGAUUACCAUGGCCGUGUCCCCCCUCCGCCCCGUGCAGUGAUUCCACUCAAACGUCCUCGGGUGGCUGUGACAACAACUCGUAGAGGCAAAGGGGUUUUCUCCAUGAAGGGAGCAUCACGGUCCACUUCAAGUGGGGCUUCUUCCUCAGGAUCCAAAUCACCCACCCGUCUUCCCCUGCCCCUUUUGUGGAGUGAUACUGUCCUUGGAAGCGUCACUGGAAGAGGAAGAGAAAGAUCAGUGAAAUCAGAUGAGUUGCAAACAAUCAAGAAAGAAUUAACUCAAAUCAAAACAAAAAUUGACUCCUUGUUAGGGAGACUGGAAAAGAUUGAAAAGCAGCAAAAAGCUGAAGCAGAAGCCCAAAAGAAACAAAUGGAAGAUAAUGCUGAUUUGAUUCAAGAGGAAUGCAUAUCAGAGAAUGCAGAUAACUCUACGGAAGAGCCAAUUGAAGGAGGGCCAGAUGCAGAUGGGGAUGGAGAAGAUAUGACUGAUGGGAUAGAGGAGGAUUUUGAUGAGGAUGGCAGCAAUGAGCUGUUUCUACAGAUCAAGUGAUGAAAUGUCAUGUGUGAACCCCCUGAAGGCUGAGAAGAGAAACUCUGACUUCCCCACAGAAAAUUGUGAACUGCAGUUUCUUACUGGCUGACAACACCUUUGACUCAAUUUGUAUGAAACUCAAUUUACUUAUUAAAAUGGACAUUAUUGUUCAAAUAUUAGAAACUCCAUUUCUUAUAUGUUCUAAGCUGUACAAUUGUCAGAUUUUUAUGGUUUAGAUUGUAAAUGUGGUUUUCUCUGGCUAAUUAUUGGUAUUAUUUUUUUAAUUUUGAUGUCUUAAAGGCCAAUGUACUGUAUCAUAAUAAUAUGAAGGACGUAUUUAACAGGUGUGGAAAACACUGUAUACAAAUGUAUAUUUCUAAAAGCUAUUUUUAUGAUUAGCACGUUUACUGUUUUACCAUAUUUAGAGUCAGGUGAUAUUGCACUUCUUUGUUUACUGCUUAGUUCAAACAAGACCAUUUUGAUCAGUGCCACAAUUAAAUACAUUGUAUGGUAUUUCCCAUUAUUUUAUUCAAUUUAUUUGUCAUUGGAAAUAAUUACAUUUGGUAAUAGAAUAGCUUCUAAAAAGUGAAAAUGUCAAAAUAAGAGAGCAAUUCUUGAUAAACUGUAAAUUGCAUCCUCCUGUAAAUCCUCUUCUUCAGAUAAGCCCUCUCUGUGAUGCCAUUCAUCAGACAGUUGUUACAGCUGUUCUUACAAAUCUUUAAAGGCAGUUUGUUGCUACCAUAUGGAAAGUCAGUCAGCCUCCUGUCUAGCCAGAAAAAUUACUUAUAGCCUGCCAAUAUCUGACAGCCUGAGUUAGCCUACUUAUUAAUUUUUGGGUUCUUUUCUGGCAGUAGUCUUUCCAACCACAAAAUCCUAAGGCCCUCCUAAAAGCCUGAAGUUGGAAUAAUUAAUUAUUACAGAUGUGGGGGGAAUCCCAGUAUAGAAUUUUAUAAUAAAUCAUAUUUCCCUUCAAAACAGAAUGGAUGCAUUAUUUCUCUUGUGUUACUGAGACAUUAAAGAUAAAAAAAGCAUAUGUGCACAAGGACUUCUUCCCCUAGAAAAGUACCAAUUUGUUCACCAUCCCAAAGUCAGACAUUUUUAACAUUGCAGAUUACAUGAAACAAGGAAUAUGUAUUUAUUCAUCCACAUCUUUAUGUGAAUGGUACUCAUACAGAAAGAGACAUGUCUUUAAAGUGAUUGCAGGGUAAAUAAAUUAUUUAUUAGCUAUAGCCUCCCAGGAGGGAGAGACAUUAAUUUAGGAAGUAUCUUACACAGUCAAAUGGAGCACAGACCAGUCUGCAGUGUUGAGCCCUGAUCACUGAGCUCCAUGACUGGGUUACUUGCUAUUUCAGAUCAUCCAGCACUACAAAAAUGAACUCUUGCCUUGCCCUUUCAAACAUUCUCCGUAGGCUGAAAACAAGAGAAAACAAAAGGUACCAGAGAGACUUUUAAAAAUAUCUAACUUUAAAUUUCUGUUUUAAGAAGCAGUUUCUGAGAUGACAGGUUCACCUCAAGUAGUGUGGAUGUAAGCUGGUGGGAGCUCAAGGUCUCUGGUCAAGUUUCUGGCGUGGGGAUCAUCAACAAAGAAGGACUGAUAUUUUUCAAAAAUUUGGAAGCAAAGCAUACAUUUUAAUUGCCUAUUACUGAGUGAGAAUUUUUUUCACUAGGUAGCUAUGUGACAUUGCACUCUCAGUUAACGUUUGUGUACCUUAUAUUUAGCUUUUGUCUAUUGUAUGUGGAGUUACAUGGUUUACAUAAGUGCUGAGUGGUACCCAGCUCCUUAAAAAGGAAAGACUAGUAUGAGUAGUUACACCUGAGCAUAAAGAACUGCAGCUUCAGAGUUUAUCAGUGCUGACUCUCCAAGAAAUGUGCAGGAAAAAAAUAUUACUCCUUGUAAGUGAAAUGUUAGGUCAAAUCAGCAGGUGAAAUACUUCUCCAUUUUCUAUCUCUUAAUAUGGGUUAUGAACAUUUUUAACUGUAAAAAUGCAAACAGAAUUGCCAUUUUGGGAUUUCUGCCUUCAGCUGAUAGUUAAAAAAUAAGGAACUCCAAACUUCAGCAGCUCAAGGGGCAUUUAAAUCACAUAAACUGUUGGCUGACUUUAAAGAUGCAGAAAAUCAUCUAAGGAGAUCAGUUCUGAUAUUUGUGUUAAUAAACUAGAUAUGAGAAACAUCUAGGUAUAUUGUCUCUUCACCACCUCCAUUCCAAAUGAGCUAAUACUCACAGAAAGCACUCUGAGAUUUUCACACAUUCUUUACAGUCAUUACCCUUACAGUAUAAAGUCACAGAAAUGAUUGCACAGUAAUAAUGUUGACACUGUUUCACACCACAGCUUAGGUCCUGAAUAUAUUUUGAACACGAAAGUCAUCUCUGAUGACACCCUGAGGCACUAUUUCAUUUGCAAGCCAGAAGAUUGUUACCCCAUGCAGCCUAUUACUAGCAAGGUUUCUCAAUGGCAUGUUUGCUUAAAAUCACUCCAGAGGAUGCUGGUGGCUUCGACAGAGCUUACUUGUUCUCUGCUGUCCAUGUUUGCAGUAUGCUUGGUGUUGUUUGCCAUCAUCUGUUACUUGUUUGACAUAAGUUUUGUCAAUUGUGGGAUUUUUCAACAUUGCUCAUCCCUUGCAAGACAGAGGAAUAGGAAACAUAAAAGAUCUUGUCAAUCAGUUUGGACAGUCAACAGUCAUAAAAUCCUUU